AGUUAGCUUAUCUUCGGCGUACUGUCAACGAACGGAAGCCAUCAUGAGGGACGACUUCGACGGGCCCCAUGAGGACGGCUCCUACAAGUGGGCCAUACAAACUGAAGGAGGAAUCUACCACGAGCAGCGAGGGUCCCUGCAGCCCAGCUCGUCGGGAGAACCGGCCCUGGUGGUGGAAGGACAGUACCAGUAUGUGGCGCCUGAUGGCCAGGUAAUCAACCUGCUCUACCGAGCUGAUGAAAACGGUUUCCAGCCCCAAGGAGCGCAUCUGCCCACGCCGCCACCAAUCCCGCCGGCCAUACAGCGAGCGCUCGACUAUCUGGCAACGCUACCGCCCUCUAAGGACUACCAGUGAACUACGAAACAUGGCCGACUUUUGAACCUUUUCUUUACAAACCAGUGAACUAUAGAAAAUGGCCGAUUUUAUUAACUUUCAAUAUAAAUGUUAAGCGAUAGAGAAUCCUGUAAAGACGCCCAUGGAUGUAAAAUAACUUACUGGAAAGACUUAAUUAAAAAAUGUAACCCUCCUUCUGGCGCAGUCGAGUAAAAAGAGAGAAUUUCACCGAAUUAUUUUUUUUACAGCA
This is a messenger RNA of Ostrinia nubilalis (European corn borer), 584 nucleotides long. Its product is annotated as endocuticle structural glycoprotein ABD-4-like. The transcript is spliced from 3 exons. Gene Ontology annotation, cellular component: chitin-based extracellular matrix. Gene Ontology annotation, molecular function: structural constituent of chitin-based larval cuticle. The record is from RefSeq and is a predicted model, not a curated record. NCBI's taxonomy places the organism in Eukaryota, Metazoa, Arthropoda, Insecta, Lepidoptera, Crambidae. Bases 44 to 355 code for a protein of 103 amino acids.